Molecule: messenger RNA, 2149 nt
Organism: Synchiropus splendidus (mandarinfish)
Lineage: Eukaryota; Metazoa; Chordata; Actinopteri; Syngnathiformes; Callionymidae
Gene: grhl3
Product: grainyhead-like transcription factor 3
Exons: 15
Coding region: 114-1781 (555 amino acids)
Biological process (GO): regulation of transcription by RNA polymerase II
Cellular component (GO): nucleus
Molecular function (GO): DNA-binding transcription activator activity, RNA polymerase II-specific; RNA polymerase II cis-regulatory region sequence-specific DNA binding
Source: RefSeq, a predicted model, not a curated record
CUUGACUUGACUCAUCAGUGUGUGCUGCUCUCCUCCACUUCCACACACACACACACACACAGAGAAGCAGAAGAACCUAAAGGAGACUAUUCCCGCCGACUUGGACUGGAGACAUGACCAAAGAGAUUGAGACUCUUGGACUGGUCAGUCAGAGUGAGAACUUCAACUACAACCGGUACGCGAGUUAUAAUAUGGACUCCUGGUCCUACCUGGAAAGUCAGAUGACAGAGGAGAGCCAUAAACCCAAACUCCAGCCCGGGGACGACCUGACGGCGCUCACCAUGCUGUACGAGCAGUGCAAGACCCAGAAAGAGCAGAAGAUGUCCGCCGCCAUUCGCAAGCCAUCAGAGAGGUCUGCAAACGGUGAUCUGGCGCUGCUGGAUGCGUCUGCGAGCGUCAUGAAGAUCCUGUCCGAUAACGUCCCCACCAGCCACUCACUGGAGGUUCUGGGAUCCAAACCCCUGUCGGUCUCGGCGCCCCCUACUUCAGACACCUACGCCACACUCACCAGCGUGGUGUCCGACACCUACGACAAGCAAGAGCUCAACCACAUCUUUGACUCUCUGCUGCAGAAGUGGCCCGAGAACAGCGUGUUCCCGGAUCCCAGUGCCGAGACUCUUCCUUACAGCGAUCCCUUCCCUGAAAACCACCCCAGCCCGGUCUACUCCGGGUCCUACACCGGCUCCCCCGCCGAGAGGUACAGGAGCGAGUUCCAGUUUUCCCUCGGAGCUCCGUCGGCAAGCGGGAAGUCCAGUGACCUGCCAAUGGUCUACCUUAACAAGGGCCAGUUCUACCCCAUUACCCUGCAGGGAGUGGACGCUCCUACAGCCACCAAAGUCAAGACGGUGGUGAUGGCGGUGUUUGAGAACGACAAGACCCCGGAGAUGCAGCUUCGCUUUUGGAACCACUGGCACGCCCGCCAGCCGACAGUCAAGCAGAGGGUCAUCGAUAUCGCGGACUACAAAGAAGUGUUCAGCGGCAUUAGCAACAUUGAGGAGGUGGCCUUCAACGCGCUGUCCUUUGUUUGGAACCCCAGUGAAGAAGCCAAGGUCUUCAUUGGCAUCAACUCCUUGAGCACCGACUUCUCGUCCCAGAAGGGCGUCAAAGGCCUCCCCCUCAACCUGCAGAUUGACACGUACGACUUCAGCUCGGGAAGCAACCAGCUCAUCCACCGAGCCGCCUGCCAGGUCAAAAUCUUCUGCGAUAAGGGCGCUGAGAGGAAGAUGCGAGAUGAGGAGCGGAAAAGAAGCAAGAGGAGGGGAAAGGCGGCCAGCGAUGCAAACGCCAACAAGUCGCUGGUUAGCAGCUCUAUGGGCACUGAGAGCACCUUCUUCCAGACCUUGGAUGACCACACCACCCAGCCCGUCCUCUUCAUCCCAGAGACCCAUUUAUCCAGUCUACAGCGAAUGGCCACGCCCAUGGAAGAAACCGAAAGGAAGAGGUUUUACCCAGACAGAGAGCAGUCCAACUCUCCACCCAGCAAACAAGCGCGAUGGGACGACACCCACCGAGUUCUCUUGUACGUGAGGACAAGCACUGAAGAAGUGUUCGACGCGCUGAUGCUCAGCUCACCGACACUCUCGGGCCUCAAAGAAGCGAUUUCAGAGAAGUAUGGCAUGCAAGAGGACACCAUUGGGAAAAUCUACAAGAAAUGCAAACGCGGGAUUUUCGUCAACAUGGACGACAACAUCAUCGAACAUUACACCAACCAGUCGGCCUUUCUCAUCGAGAUGUCCGAAGUGGUGCCCCACCAGUUCCAAAUCACCCUGGUCGAAGUAUGAAAAACACCCCCCCUCGCCCCCCAACCCUUCGUCCCUCUUCCGAAGGAGCAGGCGACCAGUUGCCAAGCCCAUGAAAUCUUUUCAAGCACUGCCCAGUCCUUAAACUUGCUGAAGCCAGGGAGCGCUGGACUGAACUGAGAUGCCAGAUCCACUUCCAAUUUCAGAGGAAAAAAAAUGUUUGCGUGUAAAUAAUUUAAUAAUGUAUUGCAGGAGCAUUUAUGACGACCGGCUUGUAAAUAGUGUAAAUAGAUUUUUAAUAUAACAGUGUUUUAUCGACUUAUUUCAAUUUUUGAACUCUGGAUUUAGUUCACUUCUGCUUUGAGGAGUUGUCAUUAAUUUCCGCUAUGGUGCCUUUUUUUUUUUUUUUU